Marasmius oreades (fairy-ring Marasmius) is the source of this 1572-nucleotide messenger RNA. RefSeq lists its product as uncharacterized. The transcript is spliced from 6 exons. Gene Ontology annotation, cellular component: extracellular region. The coding region runs from base 290 to 1507 and encodes 405 amino acids. Gene Ontology annotation, molecular function: chitinase activity; chitin binding. Gene Ontology annotation, biological process: carbohydrate metabolic process; chitin catabolic process. The record is from RefSeq and is a predicted model, not a curated record. NCBI's taxonomy places the organism in Eukaryota, Fungi, Basidiomycota, Agaricomycetes, Agaricales, Marasmiaceae.
AAAAAUGGCAUCCACAACCGCCCGUUGCCUGCGGCCAACGACAGGUUUUUCGGCCCGCCGAUCCACCGGUCAAGCUCAAGCUUUCAACGUUUCAACUCCCCGCCAUGCGACUCCGCUCCACUUGACACCCUUCUUUUUCUGUAAACCACAAAGGAGGAAAUAGAUGCAAAGCUUCUCCGAUAUUGUUUCCUGAUCUCAUGAUGCUGUCAGCUGGGCCUUCUAAUACUAGCCACGGAGGACAUCUUUUGCUACAAAUCUAAAGCUUCCACCUCAUCAUCUCCCCACGACUAUGAUUCCUCGAGUGGUUGCUCUUCUCGCACUUUCAAACCUCCUUCACAAUGUGUACGGAGCCAGCAUAGCCACAGCUUGGUACGCGAGCUGGCAUGCGAACAGAGGGUUCCCUCUGGAAAGUGUUCCCUGGUCAAAAUACACUCAAUUAACAUACGCUUUUGCAGAAACCACGCCCGACACCCAUACUCUAAGCCUCACCGUCAACGGAGAUACUGGACCAGGUGCCGAUCUUUUGAAAAGCUUUGUUUCCACGGCUCAUCAAAACAGCGUCAAAGCUUCUGUCUCGAUUGGAGGCUGGACUGGCUCACGAUGGUUUUCAACUGCAGUCGGCUCCUCUGAGAAUAGAACCAUUUUUGUCAAAACAGUGACGGAUCUCGUAACGACGUUUGAUUUGGAUGGCUUGGAUUUCGACUGGGAAUAUCCGGGAGCUCAGGGCAUUGGCUGCAAUACAGUCAACCAAGAAGACACCAAUAACUUCCUACUCUUCCUUCAAGAACUCCGUCAAGAUCCUGUAGGCUCGAAACUCAUUUUAUCAGCUGCAACGUCCACUCGUCCGUAUGAAAUCACUCAGCAACCGCUAUCAGCUUUUGCUGAGGUCCUCAGCUAUAUCGCCAUCAUGAAUUACGACGUCUGGGGACCAUGGAGUUCUCAAGUGGGUCCAAACGCGCCUCUCGACGACACUUGUGUAUCGUCGGACAAGCAAGCCGGCUCUGCAGUUUCUGCAGUCAAAGCAUGGACCGCUGCCGGGUUCCCUGCAAGUAAGAUUGUGCUGGGCGUUGCUGCAUAUGGACAUUCCUUCACGGUACAUCCUGACGAUGCGUUUGAGAGCGAUGGUAAAACUCUCGCUCCGUAUCCCUCUUUUGACGCUUCCAGUCCUCCUACUGGAGAUAGCUGGGACGAUCCCCCUGGCGUUGAUGAGUGUGGAGUGCAACAGAAUGCAGGAGGUGUUGUUAACUUCUGGGGUUUAAUCGAGAAAGGUUACUUGAACCAAUCUGGAAAUCCGAGCCCUGGUAUUCCAUAUAGAUUCGAUACCUGCAGCCAAACGCCCUAUGCGUAUAAUCUCACCACACAGAUCAUGGUAUCCUUCGAUGACGCACGCUCAUUCGCCGCUAAAGGUGAAUUUAUACGUGCCAAUGGAUUGGCCGGAUUCUCCACGUGGGAAGCUGGAGGUGAUUCGAACAACAUCCUGCUCGACUCUAUAAGGAGUAGCUUUUAAUUCGAUUCUUCAAUUCAACCCGUUUACAAGGUCUACAAUAGUUGUACAAUACUAAGAACGAGCAC